Trichoderma breve is the source of this 834-nucleotide messenger RNA. Its product is annotated as peroxidase, family 2 domain-containing protein. Lineage: Eukaryota; Fungi; Ascomycota; Sordariomycetes; Hypocreales; Hypocreaceae. The record is from RefSeq and is a predicted model, not a curated record. Bases 1 to 834 code for a protein of 277 amino acids. The transcript is spliced from 4 exons. Gene Ontology annotation, molecular function: peroxidase activity.
AUGAAGUUUCUUCUCUCUCUAGUGGGAAUUUCCACUUUGAGCAACAUUGGAGCUGCUCAACUUCUUGGCCUUCCUCCUAUCUUCGAUGCAUUUGACCCCAAGUUCGACGACUGGCAGCCUGCAGGCCCCGAUGACUCUCGUGGACCUUGUCCCGGCCUCAAUUCACUUGCCAACCAUGGUUUCUUACCUCACAGCGGCAAAAAUAUUACCGUAAUCGACAUUGUUCGCGGAACCUACUUGGGACUUGGUCUCUCGCCAGAGGCUUCUGUCGCUGUGGGCGUAGCUGAGCUCAUCAAGUCAUACAGACUGGCCGCCUUCGACCUCCAUGAGCUAUCCAACCAUGGAUUUGUCGAGCAUGACUGCAGUUUAUCAAGAGCAGACUUUGGAGAUGGCAAUAACAAUGACUUUAACGAAACAAUCUGGUCGGCAAGAGAUCUAUUUGAUAUUGCCCACAACCCCAACCAACAAUGCGGCGCCCGUUCUAUUGCAGUUGGCGCCUUGGAGAACGGUCUCCUGAUACAGAGUCUUGGGGGUAAACCUCCACUCGAAUGGGUUCGAAGCAUAUUUGAGCAGCAGAGAAUCCCAACCAACCUCGGAUUCCGUCCUGAACCUAUCGUACUAAACAAUCUCGCCGGGAUCACCGCUGUUGGUCUGACAUCACUCGUGUCUCAGCCCAAUUUAACGUAUCUCCUGGGUAAUACAGUCAUUAAAACUCCAGCGGAUCUCUUGGCUGAGGUGUUCCCUGUCAAAGAGUAUGAUUUGACUUACAUUCUGGAGGUUCUUGGCUUGGCGGGCUUUCCUUCCGUUGAUCUAUCUUUUUUGACAGGAGCAUGA